This is a messenger RNA of Salmo salar (Atlantic salmon), 9882 nucleotides long. RefSeq names its product catenin delta-2. Gene Ontology annotation, molecular function: protein binding. NCBI's taxonomy places the organism in Eukaryota, Metazoa, Chordata, Actinopteri, Salmoniformes, Salmonidae. The record is from RefSeq and is a predicted model, not a curated record. Gene Ontology annotation, biological process: dendritic spine morphogenesis; cell-cell adhesion. Gene Ontology annotation, cellular component: cytoplasm; adherens junction; postsynaptic density.
UGUGUAUUAGCUACAGACCGGGCGAGCUGCCUAGCCUGCCUCUCCAGCGCUCUUGCCUCCCGUUGCUGUGCAUCGCUCCAGUCUAUUGCUUUGUAGUCUAACACCGCUUCGCCGCCUCCUCCUUUCCUCCUCUCCCCGCCUAUGCCUCUCCCUCUCCCCGCCAGCAUCCAGCGAAUGGUCAGUCCACCCCCUGACCACCUGCAGGGAACGGUGAGAGAGAAGCUCCGUUCUGAGCACACUGCGGACUGCUGAAAGCUGCCAAAGGAAGACGUGGAUAUAAGUGUCGUUGUUGACGUUACCGGGAAUUUUAUUUUGGAGGUAUGCCGGUGCCUGACCAGCCGUCAGAGCAGGGAGCCAGUCUGCUGAGUCCAGGUCUACCGUCAUCUAAUGGAGACGGAUCAGACGGGACAGAGACCACCUCCGCUAUCCUGGCCUCUGUCAAAGAACAGGAGUUGCAGUUUGAGAGGCUGACCCGUGAGCUGGAGGCAGAGAGACAGAUUGUAGCCACCCAGCUGGAGAGAUGCAAGCUGGGCUCUGAGACCGGUGGAAGUAUGAGCAGCAUCAGUUCGGUAGAUGAGCAGUUUCGCUGGAACACCCAAGCAGAUGGCCAGAAGGACAUAGAGGAUGAGUUGACCACAGGACUGGAGCUGGUUGACUCAUGCAUCAGAUCCCUGCAGGUAUCUGGAAUACUGGACCCUCACCAAUACAACACAGGAGAACGUCCCUCUCUUCUUUCCCAGAGUUCUUUGCAGCUUAACUCCACCCCAGAGGCUUCACUCCAGUACUCCGCCAGCUACCAUAGCAACCAGACCCUCGCCCUUAGUGACAGCGCUGCCGCGGCAACGCCACAGCGCAGCGGACAAGUCGGUGGGGCCGUGCACAGCUACAACCAGGUGACGUCUAGUCGUGCCGCUCAGCAGAGGCAGCAGGCAGGGGGAUGUAGUGGAGGAGACUCCUUCUCUCAGAGCCAUGGCAGUGCCUUCCACCUACCAGAUGCACAGCAGACCACUACCGGUCACUACUACCCAAGUUCCACUCUGCCCACCCAGCGUGUGAGUUCCCCUCUAACCGGAGGAGUAGGAGGAGGUGGAGGGUCUGGUUCUCCCAGCAAGCUUCAGCGCCUGGGUCCAGCCUUAGACACAUCAGGCUACGCUACCACACAGCGCCUACCUUCUUCCUCCUCAUCAUCCUCACCCAACAAACAGUCCCCCGCCAACCGACUCGCCAAGUCUUACAGCACCUCUGUUUCCGUGACGACGACAGGAGGCACCGGGUCUCCGCUGAGGGUGGGGUCUCCUCCGAACUCCAUUGCAUCAGUUGGCGGAGGAGGGGCUAGCGCUUCAUCAUCCCCCCUGCACCAGAUGAGUUCGGGCAUAGGGAGCUACGCUACUCUGUCUCCUAAAAGACUGGCUGCUCACCACGCCUCCGACCAGUACAAGAUAUCACACGAGCUCUAUGCUACUGCGACACUCCAGAGGCCCGGUUGCAGGGGUUCAUACAGUAGUCAGCAUAGCCACUGUGGUCCAGAUCUGCGUCCCCUAGGAUCCUCUGACCACCACAUAGAGCCCCCCUAUGAGGACAGAGUCAACCUCUAUCACAAAGGACCUAUGAGGGGACUGGGUAACAAUACUGCCCCAUCGUCCCCCGGUGUCGACUCCGCCUCUUUGCAGCGAGCAGGCAGCAACAGCGCCGGGGGAAGCAGCCACAGCGCCGGGGGAAGCUACGGUCGUGGGGGUGCCAAUAACUAUGCUACAGUGGGCCCAGGAUAUACAGCAGAGGCCUAUGCUACAGACCCCUACACGGCAGACCCCUACCGUACACUGCAGUACUGCCCAUCUGUAGAUUCUCCUUACAGCAAGUCUGGACCAGCCCUGCCACCUGAGGGCACGCUGGCACGAUCACCAUCUAUAGACUCCAUACAGAAAGACCCAAGGGAGUUUGGAUGGAGGGAUCCAGAGUUGCCUGAGGUGAUUCAGAUGCUGCAGCACCAGUUCCCUUCAGUCCAGUCCAAUGCUGCAGCCUACCUCCAACACCUCUGCUUCGGAGACAACAAGAUCAAAUCAGAGAUUCGUCGUCAGGGUGGGAUCCAGCUGCUGGUAGACCUGUUGGACCACCGUAUGAGUGAGGUCCACCGCAGUGCCUGUGGAGCCCUGAGGAACCUGGUCUACGGCAAGGCCAACGACGACAACAAGAUUACCCUGAAGAACUGUGGGGGCAUACCUGCCCUGGUCCGCCUGCUACGCAAGACCGGAGACGUGGAGAUAAGAGAACUGGUCACAGGUGUGUUGUGGAACCUGUCGUCAUGUGAUGCCCUGAAGAUGCCAAUCAUCCAGGAUGCCUUGGCCGUUCUGACCAAUAGUGUCAUCAUCCCUAACUCCUCAUCCUGGGACUCCUCCCACAAUCUCCAUGACGACCGCAAGCAACACACACACACUUCCCAGGUGCUUCGCAACGCCACCGGCUGUCUCAGGAACGUGAGUUCUGCAGGAGAGGAGGCCAGGAGGAGGAUGAGAGAGUGUGACGGACUGACAGACGCUCUCCUCUACGUCAUACAGACCGCUUUGGGCAGCAACGACAUUGACAGCAAGACCAUAGAGAACUGUGUGUGUAUCCUGCGUAACCUGUCCUACCGACUGGCAGCGGAGACGUCUCAGGGCCAACAGCUGGGUUCAGAGGAGCUAGACGGUCUCCUGUGUGACGCCAACGGACGUGACGGAGAGACCUCAGGCUGCUGGGGCAAGAAGAAGAAGAAGAAGAAGGGACAGGACCAGUGGGACGGUGUAGGUCCUCUCCCAGACUCAGCUGACCCUCCUAAAGGAGUCCAGAUGUUAUGGCAUCCGUCCAUAGUGAAGCCCUACCUCACCCUGCUGUCAGAGUGCUCUAACCCUGAUACACUGGAGGGAGCGGCUGGAGCACUGCAGAAUCUGGCUGCAGGCACCUGGAAGUGGUCAGUGUAUAUCCGGGCAGCGGUGCGUAAGGAGAAGGGUCUUCCUAUCCUGGUGGAGUUGUUGAGGAUAGACAAUGACCGUGUGGUGUGUGCCGUGGCCACCGCGCUCAGGAAUAUGGCCCUCGACGUCAGAAACAAAGAACUGAUAGGUAAAUACGCCAUGCGUGACCUUGUCCACCGGUUACCGGGCAGCAGCAAUAGCAGUACUGGGGGCAGCGUUGGGACUAGCGGCGGUCCCGGGGGUCCACUAGCACCCAGUAAGACCAUGUCAGACGAUACGGUAACGGCUAUCUGCUGCGCUCUGCAUGAGGUCAUCACUAAGAACAUGGAGAACGCCAAAGCACUGAGAGACGCCGGCGGGAUAGAGAAACUCAUCGGCAUCGCUCGUAGCAAAGGAGACAAACACUCAGCCAAGGUGGUGAAGGCAGCCUCUCAGGUGCUCAGCAGUAUGUGGCAGUACAGAGACCUACGCAGCCUCUACAAGAAGGAUGGAUUCUCUCAGUAUCACUUUGUUGGUUCUGCCUCUACGAUAGAGAGAGACAGACAGAGACCCUACUCCUCCUCUCGCACCCCUUCUGUGUCCCCCGUACGAACCUCACCCAACAACCGCUCAGUUAGUGCACCGGCCUCUCCCAGAGAGAUGAUGAGUAUGAAGGAACGCAAGACCGAAUACGACUCCACAGCAACCAACGCAGGUUUCCACGACAACAAAGGAGAACACACCUCCCGAAAAGACACCAUGGCAGUCAGAAUCUCCUGUGGAACAUCCACGUUGUUCCGGAACUCUUAUGUUACUACUAAUGAGGAGGUCGAACACAACCAGAUCCCUCCCCAGCCCAUGGCCCCUCAGGCAGACUGCUCCUCUACACCUCUAAAAGACUACGACACGUUCCCUCCAUCCCUCCCUCCCUCCUUCCCCCCUCCGCAGAACCCUGGCCGCAUGCUGGAUGACUCCUUCUUCGAGCCUCCGGAUCAGCCCCUUCCCCAGCCCCCGUCUCAGGCCACCACGGACCUCCGGAUGCACCUUGGCCUUAAGUCCACCGGCAACUAUGUGGACUUCUACUCUGCAUCCCGGCCCUACUCCGAACUCAACUACGAGACCAGCCACUACCCGGCUUCACCUGACUCCUGGGUCUAAAGAAAGGAGUCACAACUUAACAUGGGUCCUGGAGAGAUACAAUCUGGUGUAGGGUUUAGCUCCAGCCCAACACUAACAAACAGCACACCUGCAAGGUGUAAUGAACCGUUGAUUUGAGGAUAUUAGGUUGAUUAGUGCUGGGCUGGAACAAAAGCCUGCAUAGUCCCGUAGCUCUCCAGGAUUGAGAGUGAAGAACACUGGUGUAGAGUAAAUCGGGGGUGCGAGGUUAAUGUUAGUAACCAACGGCAAAAAGGGAUUGAAGGGGGUUAGGGGUGCUAGGGGGUUGUGAGGGGUUGAGGUGUGAAGAGAGACUGCGCAUGUGCAUGAAUACCACAAGACAUUUUGCUGCCAGUUCAGUUUGUUCAAAGCUUGUUCCACUGGGAGAGGGAGUGGAUGGAUGUGUCAGAUAGAGAGAUAGAGGGAGAGAGGGAGAGAGAAGAUGAGAGGAAAACACCAAGCACAAGACAGGACAGGAUGUUUACAGGAAAAACAAAGGGGGCAGCUUUCCACCCGUUCAUUACAUUGACUUCUGACUUUCAUCGUCAAUCAAAGCAUCUACCUUUCUAUGGAAUGUUGUCUGUUGAAGAAGAAUCUUCCAGCUUUUUAAGUUUUUAUUUUCACAUCUUUUUUAUUUGUACUUUUUGAAGUUGUAGAUGUACAGUAUUUUGGUGUACAGUACAGUACAGUGACAGUUGACCUGGAUGGUAUUGUGUAUAUUACACAUCUUGUCACUACCGACCGACCGACUGACCGGCCACUGGAUAUUGUUUUCUAGUAACAGAAUAGAGACUGAGAAGAAAACACUUCCCACUGGGCACACCAUGCCAUUUCAAUGUGGAUAUUUGGUUAAUAUUUGGUUUAGACAAUGAUCAAUGAGAUUACAACCUAUAUUCACCCACUCAAAAAGACCGCCAAAAGUUAGUUGAAUGUCCAAUGUGUUAUCACUGUGCUUUCAACCAUCUAAAAGCAUAACCAAAUUCCAAUGGAAAAACAAUGUCUUAUUUUUGGUUUAGUUGUCACCCAAAUGUCUAUCACUGUGCUUUCAACCAUUUUAAAAGCACAGCAAAGUUCAAAUGGGAAUACAAUGUCAGAUAUUUUGUUUAUACAACCAAUUAAUGUGUUAUCACUUAUCACUGUGCUUCAUCUAAUUACAUUACAAGUACGUGUGCAAGUGAUCAAUACCGAUGGAGAUUCUACCAAAUUAUUACAACUGUGAAGAUCUGCACAGACCUGCGACCACCUAUACAUGCUAUCUUGAUCACGCACGCUUUAUAUGAUUACAUAACAGGAAAUGUAUAGAUGCAGUAAAAUCUAAAUGUGGCCAUUGGAUGUGUUACUAAUUUUAAGGUUAAAUGUUACAUUAGUUUGUCAGAUAGCCUUAUCUUAAGGCUUUUUACUGUCUUACAAAAAGAAUAUUGAAUUGUGUUCUGUUGACCAAGCAAUGAAAUAUCAACAUUUAUAGGAGCUGUAUCUACUGUAUCUACUGUAUCUACUGUUUGGAUAACUCCAUCUGACCCACUGGCUUCAUCUUUAACUGGUAUUUUUGGUUGAGUUGGUGACAUGAAUCCAACGUAUAAUUUGUAACUUGUCGACAAGUUAACAGGCUAUUUAUUGUAUUCAGGAAGUGAUAUUGAAUUGUGUUUGGUUGUCAACACAACCACAUUUCAACAUUUAAAGAUGUAUCUUCUGCUUGAAUAGUUCCAUCUGUGCCACUGAGGCUGUGUUUAAUCGGAUCAGCUGUGAAAACAAAUCUGAUGUGAAAAGUUCUGAUGUGAUUGGUCAAAAAAACAGAUCAGAAUUGGAAUGCCUGUGUAAAUGCAGCGUGACUUAGUCUGUCUUUAGUUCCAAUUUGUAUACAAAUUAAUAACUGUUGGAUUCACGUCUCCACCUCAACCAUAAAUCAAAGUUUAAAGAAUAGGAGUAAAUCAAACUUGAAAUGCACUUUAAAUAACGUUUGAUUUGAUGUAGUCUUAUUCUUUAACUUAGAUCGUUGGUUGAGAUGGAGACGUGAAUCCAACAUAUCAUUCAUUAAUUUGUAGACAAACUGGAAUUAAAGCCAGACUAAGUCAGUGGCUCAGAUGGAACCAUCCAAAUAGAAGAUACAUUUCCUUCAAAUGUUCAUGGUUGCGUUGACAAUUCAAUAUCAUUACAUUUGAAAUCAACCAGAGUCUGAAACCCUGGGUCUAUAGUAUAUACAUUUUUAGUUGAAUUAUGGGUUGAAUUGAAACAAUAGUUGUUGAUGACUUUGUAAAUGCUAUAUAGGUCUUAGUAGUAUAAUUGAUGGUAUAUUUGUGAUAUAGUAUGGUCACAUUUCAACUUUUCUGUCAAACCUACCCAUUGGAAUGACUUUGCUACCAACACUGAAUCUAUUUCAUUUUUAAGUGGAGAUUCCUGAACAGUUAUUCUCACGAUAGCACAUUGGCAAUAGUCAAUCACAAAUAUUGUCGCUAAGCAGGGCUGGGCUUGGUUAGAACCCUGGAUGGGAGACCAAACAGCAGCUGUAGGUAGAUCAACUAUCUAGGAGGUGCUGCCCAGCCUGUUACUUUUUUCUGAUAGUGAAUAUAACAUUGAAGAUCUGAUGUUGUUUUAAAGGUACAAAUUCAACAUGUUUUAUACAAGGUUUGUCUAUGUUGAAAUUUGGUUACCUGAUGAUAUAAUUCUGUGAUUGAAAUUUCACCCUCAAAACAACAGUAAUAUUGAUAUUGUAUUUUCCACAUAGAUUCCAAGUCACAAUAAGUUGACAAAUUACGUCGAAACAAUGCUGAUUCAACCAGUUUGUGCCCAGUGGGUUUGAAACAAUGUCAAUCAGUGAUCACUGUCCUGUCUCCCCUUUCCAACCCACAUCUGUUCUAACAGCCAGAGGGAUGUGAGUCUGUUCUAACAGCCAGAGGGAUGUGAGUCUGUUCUAACAGCCAGAGGGAAGUGAGUCUGUUCUAACAGCCAGAGGGAUGUGAGUCUGUUCUAACAGCCAGAGGGAUGUGAGUCUGUUCUAACAGCCAGAGGGAUGUGAGUCUGUUCUAACAGCCAGAGGGAUGUGAGUCUGUUUUAACAGCCAGAGGGAUGUAGGUCUGUUCUAACAGCCAGAGGGAUGUGAGUCUGUUCUAACAGCCAGAGGGAUGUGAGUCUGUUCUAACAGCCAGAGGGAUGUGAGUCUGUUCUAACAGCCAGAGGGAUGUGAGUCUGUUCUAACAGCCAGAGGGAUGUGAGUCUGUUCUAACAGCCAGAGGGAUGUGAGUCUGUUCUAACAGCCAGAGGGAUGUGAGUCUGUUCUAACAGCCAGAGGGAUGUGAGUCUGUUUUAACAGCCAGAGGGAUGUGAGUCUGUUUUAACAGCCAGAGGGAUGUGAGUCUGUUCUAACAGCCAGAGGGAUGUGAGUCUGUUCUAACAGCCAGAGGGAUGUAGGUCUGUUCUAACAGCCAGAGGGAUGUGAGUCUGUUUUAACAGCCAGAUGGAUGUGAGUCUGUUCUAACAGCCAGAGGGAUGUGAGUCUGUUCUAACAGCCAGAGGGAUGUGAGUCUGUUUUAACAGCCAGAGGGAUGUGAGUCUGUUCUAACAGCCAGAGGGAUGUAGGUCUGUUCUAACAGCCAGAGGGAUGUGAGUCUGUUCUAACAGCCAGAGGGAUGUGAGUCUGUUCUAACAGCCAGAGGGAUGUAGGACUGUUCUAACAGCCAGAGGGAUGUGAGUCUGUUCUAACAGCCAGAGGGAUGUGAGUCUGUUCUAACAGCCAGAGGGAUGUGAGUCUGUUCUAACAGCCAGAGGGAUGUGAGUCUGUUCUAACAGCCAGAGGGAUGUAGGUCUGUUCUAACAGCCAGAGGGAUGUGAGUCUGUUCUAACAGCCAGAGGGAUGUGAGUCUGUUCUAACAGCCAGAGGGAUGUGAGUCUGUUCUAACAGCCAGAGGGAUGUGAGUCUGUUCUAACAGCCAGAGGGAUGUGAGUCUGUUCUAACAGCCAGAGGGAUGUGAGUCUGUUCUAACAGCCAGAGGGAUGUGAGUCUGUUCUAACAGCCAGAGGGAUGUGAGUCUGUUCUAACAGCCAGAGGGAUGUGAGUCUGUUCUAACAGCCAGAGGGAUGUAGGACUGUUCUAACAGCCAGAGGGAUGUGAGUCUGUUCUAACAGCCAGAGGGAUGUGAGUCUGUUCUAACAGCCAGAGGGAUGUGAGUCUGUUCUAACAGCCAGAGGGAUGUGAGUCUGUUCUAACAGCCAGAGGGAUGUGAGUCUGUUCUAACAGCCAGAGGGAUGUGAGUCUGUUCUAACAGCCAGAGGGAUGUGAGUCUGUUCUAACAGCCAGAGGGAUGUGAGUCUGUUUUAACAGCCAGAGGGAUGUAGGUCUGUUCUAACAGCCAGAGGGAUGUGAGUCUGUUCUAACAGCCAGAGGGAUGUGAGUCUGUUUUAACAGCCAGAGGGAUGUGAGUGACUAGCAAUAUGGUCUGUUCUCUGAGGAUGUGAAGUUGUUUUGUGGAAACUAAAACAGAAAUGUCAAGCAGAAGCGGUUCAAGACCGAUUACAAGACCAAUGACAUCAUUCCACACUCCUUGUUGACAAAGUGCUUUUUCACUGCCUAAAAACUAAGAUGUAGAUAUUUCAAAUAGAUGUUUUUGAUUCUCCGUUUCCACACUCUGAUAUUUUAUUUUGAAGAUAUAGUGUUUAAAAGGUUCUGAAUUAAAAUGUUUUUUACACAUUUACAUGAUACAACCAGUCCAUUCUACAAGAAUCAACAUUCUACAUUCUAAGAUGCGGCAGAUAGCUUGGCUGUUAAGAGCGUUGGGCCAGUAACUGAAAGGUUGCUGGUUUGAAUCCCCGAGCAGGUUAUGUGAAAAAUCUGUAGUUCUGCCCUUGAGCAAGGCACUUAACCCCAACAACAACUGCUCCCUGCAUGCUGAUAAUGUUGAUUAAAGCAGCCCCCUGCUCCUCUCUGACUCAGAGGGGUUGGGUUAAAUGCAGAAGACACAUUUCAGUUCAAUGCAUUCAGUUGUACAACUGACUAGGUAUCCGUUUUCACUACUGUACAUUAGAGAGAGAAGUGACAUUGUGCUAAUCUUUGCCCUCUCUGGUUCCAGCCCUAGACUGGAGGAUGUAUGAGAGACUCAGUUUACAGACAACCAUGACCACUGACCCAUCAUCCCCUCUCCUGUUUGGAACUGUGUUUUGAUGGGAGUAAGCUACAUAGUACAAAGAGGUAUCACUAUAGAAAUUGGGUACGUAAGUCCCCUUCUCAAAUGUACAGAUCUGCCUAUGUUAGUUGAGCGUGUGUGUGUGUAUGUGUACUUGGGUGCGUGUGCGUUCGUGUGAGUGUCUCUCGAUCAUUGUCUGAAAGUGGAGGUAUCCCUCCAGAUAAGUCAGAUUUCUCAAGGUAAAAAUCACUUGACUGACAUAUCCAUAUAGAAUGAAUGCCAAAACUAUAUAUAGAUAUUACAGAAUUUUUAUGUGCAGGUGUCGGUGUCAUUAAAAGCAACAACAUUUUAAGGUGAAAAGACUUGUACGAUAUGCCUCUGUUCACUUGACUGUACUGAUGAUGAUUAUAAUGAUGAAGAUCGAACCCCUGUAUUGAGAAGACUGCUUUGCUCCAAUAUCCACACUAGCAUAUCCGUCAUUGGCGAUGUAUUGGCCAUGGAUUCUAAGUAGGUUGCUAGCUAGUGUGGAUAUUGGAAGGUAUCCUAACAGAACCCAGCUGAUGAUAAUGAGGAUGUUGACACUAUGGUGUGAGUUGUGUUGUCGUGUGUCCUGGCUUAUUAGAAGACUCUACUGCGUGUCGAUGAUACCUUUAACACCAGGUAAAUAAAAGACUCUUUGCAAUCUA